UCCUCUAGGGUAGCAGAGACGCGAGAGUCUGAAACGUUCCGCUUCGCGUCCCGCACACUCCGCGGACAUCGUGUCGCGCCUCUACUCCUCUCCUCCGUCUGUCUCGCUUCUCGUCGCGCUAUCUCGUCUCGCGUUGCGUCUCUCCGUGUCGAGGCGUCUCUCUGCGUCGAGACAACCCGCGUCUCUGUUGCGUCUCGCGUCGCUGUGUCUCGUGUCGGUCGCGUCUUUGCGCGGCGUCUCAGUGUCGCGUCUCUGUGCGGCGUCUCAGUGUCGCGUCUCUGUGUCGCGUCUCGUGUCGCGUCUCGUGUCGCGUCUCGCGUCUCGUGUCGCGUCUCUGUGUCGCGUCUCGAGUCGCGUCUCGUGUCGCGUCUCGUGUCGCGUCUCGCGUCUCGUGUCGCGUCUCGUGUCGCGUCUCGUGUCGCGCCUCGUGUCGCGUCUCUGUGUCGCGUCUCUGUGUCGCGUCUCUGUGUCGCGUCUCUGUGCGUCUCUGUGUCGCGUCUCGUGUCGCGUCUCUGCGCAGUGUCUGCGUGUCGCGUCUCUGUGCGUGUCGCGUGUCGCGAUGUCCGGCACGGGGGGUGAGAGCCGCGGUUUCGCCGCCGUCCUCUACAGCGAGCCCGGCGUGCUCGGCCUCCUCGCCAACGCCGUGAGCGCGCUGCUCGUGGCCAUGCACAACUUCUCGACGCACCGCGCUGCCGCGCACCUCUCGCCCACCAACAACAUCCUGUCCGGCGUGCACCUGGUCCUCAUCGGCGGCGUGACCCAGCUGGUGGCCGGCCUCCUGACCUUCCGCAAGUUCGACCACCUGGGCGGCACGGCCUUCCUGGCUUUCGCCGCCCUCUGGAGCGGCUUCGGAGCUUCGCGAAUCAUCUCCGGGGCCGUGACCCUCGCCGCCGCCGUCAACUCGACGGCCGACAACCUCACGGCCUUGGCGGCCGUCGAGCACGCCACGGCUCCCGACGCGUUCGUGUCGGACACGGCGGUGGCGAGCCUCGUGGCGUACAUCUGCGUGUCGGCCAUCCUCGCCUUCUGCUCCGCCACGGCCAACUACAUCAUGCCGCCCGUGUUCGGCGCCAUCACCGCCGUGCUGGUGUUCGAGGCCGUGCUGGCCGCGUACCCGCUGGGCUGGGCGGCCCCCGUGGCGGGGUCCCUCGAGUUGAUCAUCCUCGCCGCGGGCCUCUACGGCUCCGUGGCGCUGCUGCUCAAGGGCAUCACGCAGCGCUACGUGCUCCCGGGCUUCGGCAACGCGCUCUUUAACGUCCUGCUGCUGGGCGCGGGCAAGGCGGCGAGCGGCGGCGGCGGCGGCGGUGGCGGCGCGGGUGGCAACGAGCGCAAGAAGAACACCAAGUACGCCGAGCCCAUGGCGCUCUGCUGUCUCUGCGACGCCGUCGCCGCCGUGAUCCUCGCCUUCUACUGCUUCGGGUUCCCGCACACGUUCACUGCGGGCGCGCUCUGGCUCAGCGUCAACUCCGCGCCGCAGCUGCUCGCCGCCUACUACGCGUUCCUGCGCGAGGACGCGUACCACGGGGCCAAGUCGGUGCUGCGCUGCGUCUUCUGGCUGGUGCACGCGUGGCAAGAAUUCGUGGUGUCCACCGAGCAGGUGGCCCUCGCCUCGGCUGCCGCGGGCGAGCUGGACUCGGCGCGACUGGCGAUGGUGGGCGACUGGUUCCUGCUGGUGGCGGCGGUCGUGCUGCUGCUCGUGUCGCUGGACAGGGACAUCCUGGAGACCGUCGAGAACUCGUCCUUCGCGCUGCUCGCCGUGGCGGCCAUCCCGCAGAUCCCGGCGAGGGCGCGCUACGCGUUCCUGGGCGCCGCGUGCUGCGCGCACGCCGCCGUGAACCUGUACGCGACGUUCGCCCGGCUCAUCAACUCCAUCGCCGAGAAGCCGCUCGUCCCCAUCGGAGCCGUGCCCCUCGCCUCGCAGCGCCUGCGGGCCUUCCUGGGCGCGCUCCGCAGGUGCUGCAGCUGCGGCAAUGGAAGCAGCAGCAGCAGCAACGAGGCGGGCAACAACCAGCCCGGCCCCUCCAUGGCGCAGCUGUCAGACGCCGCGUUCUACCUGUGCAACGGCGUGGCCGCGAUGUCCGCGCUGCACUCGACGGAGCCGCUCCGCGCUCGCCUCUCCCUGCCCUGGGUGCUGCUGCCCGGAGCUCUGCUGCAGCUGUUCGUGGCCCGGGUUGGACUCCUGCACAAGGCGUCCGGCGGAUCCGUGAUGCCCUUCUGCUACGCAGCCUUUUGGGCUGUGUGGGCUUGGCUGCGGCUGGCGGGUUUCUCCCUGAAUAUUUCUCCAGGCGAUGACACGGGGUUCACGGCAGGGGCAAUCGCUGGUCUCAUCAUCAACAUGUUCCUGAUAUUACUGGCCGCGUACGGGAACCUCGUCCUCCUCUUCCACACGCUCGUCAUGCAGAUCCUCGUCAUCUGCCUCCUCCUCUUCACACUCGAGAGUCUCCCCCAGCCACUGGAGGACGUGAUGCUGGCGCUGUUGGCGCUCAGUUGUGCGUACGGGGCACUCGCCUCGGUGUCGAACUGCGUCUUCGAGAGAAAGCUGCUGCCCCUGGGACGCGCCCUGCUGCGGGCCCCCUCCAGCCGCAGCUCGCAGACCCCCGCGGCCCCCCCGUGCGUGACCCCCGUGUCGCGGCGCACGAGCGGCCUGCGCGAGAUCGCGGCUCUGCUGGGGGGAGGGGCCGUGUGCGGCGUCCCCACGGACACCGUGUACGCGCUCGCCGCCUCGUGCCGACACCCGGGGGCCAUCCAGCGCAUCUACGCCAUCAAGGACCGGCCCCAGGAGAAGCCCGUGUGCAUCUGCAUCUCGAGCCUGGAGCAGCUCGCGUCCGUGCGCCCCCCGUUCAGCCCCCUGCUCUGGGAGUUCAUGAGCGGCGUCUACCCGGGGGGCAUCAGCUGCAUCGUGCCCAAGGGGGACUGGCUCCUGCGCCUCGGUGUGGGGGAAGCGUACGACCUGGUGGGCACAGCGGACAGCAUCAUGAUCCGCGUGCCGGACAGCACCGUGACGUCACACCUCGUGUCCAUGACCGGGCCUCUCGCCAUCACCUCGGCCAACCCGAGCGGGGAGCCCGAUAGCACCCACCACGACAUGGUGAUCGGGCGCCUGGGCGACAAGCUGGACGGGGUUCUGUGCGACGGAGACUCCAACGAGACGGUGGCCUCCACCGUGGUCAACUGCCUCGACAUCGACGGGGAGGGGAUCCGCAUCCUGCGUGAAGGCUGCGUCCCUGCGGCCAAGGUCCACCAGAUCUUCGAGCGAGUGAAGGUGCAGAGAGAUUGAGGAGGCGACAGGAGACCCAUGCAGGAGUGAAGACCGCGAGUGCAGAUGGAGUCACAAUGACGGGGGGGGGGGGGGGCGGGGGGGUGCAUCGCAAAUCAUCUGAGUUGAAGAUGAACACAAACUGAUCUUGCGUUGGCACUCAACUUCUGGAGUUAAAUUUCGAUUUCGAAACGUCGUGAGAAUUAUUUUAUUAUGUUUUAUUUUUAUUAUUUUAUUAUUUCCCUUCUACGUGACUUUAACGAAAGAACCAAGAAGAUGAUUCUGGAGUUAAAGCAAUUCAUUCGGGGGUUGGGUGGGGGUAGACGUCGAGGGCUGUGUCAUGUUUAAACGUAGGCCUAGCUGCUAAAGUGCCCGCGUGGAUGGGCAGUGACCGCACAAUGAAAGUUUGACUUGCGAUGUUUGGCAACUGGAAUUGUCGGGCGCGUACUGGGAGAGUACGUGGUAGAAAAUGGGCAGAGUUACACUGCAAGGUACUAACAGAAGAUAAUUAGUGUAUAUAUAUGUUUGUACAUAGCCUCUUAUCAAAUCUCUAUUUAAUACCGUUAAGGUUCGAUAAACUGUUAUAGUCUGAGUCUCAAACUGCUGUUCAAUGCGCAAAAAAAACGAAACUUGAACUCGCGAAACUCGCGUCUCGCCGUGCGCGUUGAACGCGACCCGGUUCGCGUUACAACCUUCGGGCGCUAGAGACCGCUACCAUCACUACGAUGUAAAAAAAAAACGUUUAAAUUAUGAAAUAGUCGCUACUCCGUUUACAUUAAUUCCCGGCUGCUUAUGCGUGUGGAUGGUGGCACCGACCCCAUGCAAUGACUAAACGAUGGUGGUUGUUCUCACGAUUAGCUGUCAAUGGCAAUGAUCAUUUGAUGAUGGCGAUGCUGGUUAUAAUGUGAUGAGGAAGACGAUGAUUGUUGUAUGUGUGCGUGUUGAACUUCUUUCGCGCCGUACGCAACUGACCGUGCUAGUCGCAGGCGCACGGGAAGCACAACAAACUAAACGCAACAAAAACUACAGUUCUAAAGAAGUGAGAUUUAAAUCUAGGAUUUAAAAGUGCCUACCUCCAGUUGUCUUCCUAACAUCGGGAGGAAGAGCGUUGUGAUGAUGAAUUGUUGACGAUUGUGAUAGACAGGAUGUUGGUAAAUAAUGUGGUGGCGGUGAUAAUGGUGAUGGUGAAAAUGGUGCUUGUUAUUGAUGAAUGAUGAGAGUGGUGAUGAUGAUGUUGAGGAUGACGAUGAUGAUGAAUGAAGGAAUCAGGGAACGAUAAUUGCGCAAUUUUCCCAGUGCAAUAAUGAUCAUGGGAUGCUCAAAACAUGAUGUUCGUUGCGUUGUUGUUGUGCAGCAAGGGGCGCAUGUCGUGAUCGCUAUUUAUUCUGUGCUGUACAAUGGUGUUGUGUUGUUGUGCCUAUGGACGGUGCUGGAUCACCAACAAAUACAACGCAUUUUACCAAAAA
Messenger RNA from Lethenteron reissneri (Far Eastern brook lamprey), 4722 nucleotides. RefSeq lists its product as uncharacterized. Lineage: Eukaryota; Metazoa; Chordata; Hyperoartia; Petromyzontiformes; Petromyzontidae. Gene Ontology annotation, molecular function: tRNA binding; double-stranded RNA binding; nucleotidyltransferase activity. Gene Ontology annotation, biological process: regulation of translational fidelity. The record is from RefSeq and is a predicted model, not a curated record. Gene Ontology annotation, cellular component: cytoplasm.